This is a messenger RNA of Hypoxylon trugodes, 1767 nucleotides long. Its product is annotated as putative aldo-keto reductase. The coding region runs from base 393 to 1430 and encodes 345 amino acids. The transcript has 5 exons. The record is from RefSeq and is a predicted model, not a curated record. Lineage: Eukaryota; Fungi; Ascomycota; Sordariomycetes; Xylariales; Hypoxylaceae. Gene Ontology annotation, cellular component: cytoplasm.
AUUGGUUAGUUUAGCUCAGCCCUCACGGGGCCAUGACGUUUCCUCCGCCGGCCGCUGAAAUCGCAUGAUCGGUGUGCCCUUUUUGUCCUUGUAUUCGAGCGGGCUUUAUGGGCUUAUGGAGGGGCCGUGCUGACGGAGAUAGGGAUGCUUCUGCGGCCGACAGAAGGACGGUCGUAUCCCGCGUAAGUGAGAUCCUAUGAAAGGUGACGGCUGUUUGUACUGUCAAGGCUCAGGUCAUAGUUAAGAGCUGAUGGUCUAUAUAAACUGAGAGUCUUCGUCCCUUUAAUCGAGUAGAGAUUUAGAACCAUCCACUUCAACGGAUAUUCACUUAUCUUUCGCCGAUACCUAAGUAUUCAAACUUCUAUCUCUCACGCAACUACCUUCACGCCAAAAUGCCUACCAAGCCUAUCCUCCACCCCUUGGGCAAGAACGGCCCUUUGGUUCCAGCCUUGGGUACUGGGCUCAUGGGUUUGUCUCUGCCUGUUUAUGGAGCGGCUUCUAGCGACGAAGAACGGUUCAAGUUCCUUGACCGCGCUUUGGAGCUGGGAGCCACGUUCUGGGAUACCGCUGAUCUCUAUGCGGAUGGUGAGGAACUGAUUGGGAAAUGGUUCAAACGUACCGGGAAGCGUGACCAGAUCUUCAUCGCCUCUAAGUACGGCUAUGUCAAGGGCAGCAAGACCUUCGCGACAGACAGCUCAUAUGAGUACACCAAGAAAGCUGCUGCUAACAGUUUGGCGGCUCUUGGUAUUGAAUCGAUUGAUCUCUACUACAUCCACAGUCCCAACCCGGACACGCCUAUCGAGGAGACUAUGCGAGCCUUGAAGGAACUUCAGGAAGAGGGCAAGAUUAAGCACAUCGGUCUGUCCACCGUCUCAUCCACGACACUCCGCCGCGCACACAAGAUCGCGCCGGUUACCGCCGUGCAGACUGAAUACUCGGUCUAUAACUGGCGUAUCGAGGGUCCUUCUGGUACGGACCUGCUGGCUGCGGCCCGCGAGCUUGGCGUCGCCGUUGUUGUCGCUACGCCAUUAGGUCGCGGUAUACUCACGGGUGAUUUCGGCAAGAGUGAAACUAAAUUCGAGGGUAGCGACAUCCGCCCUAAAUCUAUACCGCAAUUCAGGGAGGAAAACAUCCAGCAGAAUAUCUCCUUCGUAUCCAACUUCCAGGCGCUAGCCGACCGCAAGGGGUGCACGGUGUCUCAGCUCGCGCUAGCAUGGCUGUUGAAGCAGGGUGACGAUAUCUUCCCUAUCCCGGGUACCAAGAGAAUCGAGUACCUCGAGCAGAACUGGGCGGCGCAGGAUAUUGCGUUAACGGAUGACGAGAACCGCGAGAUUCGCGCGUUUGCUGAUGUGCAUAAGAUCGCUGGUGGUACUGUGCCGGAGGGUAUGGAGAGUUACUUGUUCCGCGAUACUAAGGAAGAGGGUGCGUGAGUAGGAUAUUCGAGUAGGGUAACUUUGGGUGAUAAAAGAAAGAGGAAAAAGCUACUCUAUAUCGGAGAAUCGAACUCACCCGAUAUACCGCCUACAUCGUAUUAUUGUUGAAUUUGUCGUAAAUUAAGGAAGCAUGGUCAUGCUCGCCCGGGCGUGGAAGGUGCUCAUCACCCAAAGCAUCCCCGCUCUAGCUCACUCCUUCCCUGCGAAGUGUAAGGUCCGUUCAAUUAAAGUUAUGAGGUAGUAAGAUCCGCCGUUCCCGUAGUUUCCUUUGCGAUGGCAUUACCGGGUUUAGAUCUCUUUUCGGGAUUUGACUGUCGCAGUUGCCCCGUUUGAC